AUGGAUGAUUAUUCAAAAACGGAUGCAAGUCAUAAGGGUCGUUUCACAACAUCGGUUAAGAUAUGGAAAGCACGUUUUCUUUUACCACUACUUAUUCCACUGUUGUUAGGCUUCGCCACUCUGCAUGUGAUUACUACUCUUGUGAUUUUCGUAAUAGUUCUGGUAAUAUGUUCAAGCAUUGUCAUUACAGUCGCUCCAACUACUUGCUCAUUAGAAAAAGCUUUCAUUUCCAAGUUUUCUGAUAGAUACAAAGGAUUAAUCAGCGAUCCUUAUGUGAUUUACAAGUGUUUCCUCGUUACUCUAUUCUCUUGGUAUUUCACGAUGCUUGUACCAGUAAAUCUAGAAAAUAAACUGCUCUAUAAGGAAAUAUUAGUGUACAAUAUCCUCUUUGUCAUCUGUGUACAUCUCGUUCAAAUUGUAAGGAAUAGACACUCAAGUGGUCUUCUUCACCUACUCCCAUCAAGUUCUCAACAUUAUCCAGUUAAUCCGGUGAAACGUGAAAAAAACCUUACAUUAUUUGGUCUGUGGAAACAUACUUUUCACUUGCUUCAGGAUACGAAUAAACAACAAAUGGAGGGAGAUUGGUACUUCUCUUGGUUGGAUAUUUUCGUGAACAGGCAAAUCGACCGUGGUCAAUCGCUUUAUUAA
Messenger RNA from Heterobilharzia americana, 648 nucleotides. Lineage: Eukaryota; Metazoa; Platyhelminthes; Trematoda; Strigeidida; Schistosomatidae. The record is from the annotation of a GenBank genome assembly.